CUUGGUGGCUUUAUCUUGACAUGGCUCCUACCCGUGCUGCUAGCAGCGCCGCCGCCACCACCACAGCCUCCACUGCUCCGCCCGCGCCCGCCGGCUGCGGAUAGCGAGCCCAGGCCAGGCCGCCCUCUCCGCUCCGCGCUCUCUCGCCGCCUGCGCCUCCCGCCGAGGUGACAGAAUUUUUUUUUUAAAAGGAGAGAAAUUAAACUUUUUUUUUUCGUUUCUAUGAGGGAAAGUUGAAAGAGGUGGAGGAGAUUUGGCUUAUUUUAUUUAUUUAUUUUAAAAAAAGUCGAACUCCUGUCCGAACCAAUUCCGAAAGGGACGGGCGGGGGAGUCUCCCCCCCCCCCCCAUCCCCCCCUUUUUUAAAUGAUUUGAUUCGACUCAAAAGCCCCAACGGCUAUUUUGGCUUCUCUUAAUUUUUUUCUCUCUCUCUCUCUCCCCCUUUUGCAAUUGAGAACUUCUGGCCUCCCUCCUCCGUGCUUUCCCCUUUUCCAAAAGGAGGAAAAUUGGAGCCAACUGAAUGCGAGAAAAAGUCCCCGGGACUGUGGGUUGAGUCCCCUUCCCUCCCCCUUGCGCUGAGCACAGGCCCUUCUCUUCCUCCUCCUCAGGUCGGUUAAAGGGAGAGAGAGGGAGGAAACAACGCCGAGGAGGCGACAUCGCACCAGCCAUGCCCAGCCCCAACUAAACAAGUGGCCGUUGCGGCGGCGGCGGUGGCGGAGAAAGGAGGAUAGUUGAUGGGGGAUAGACAGCAAUUGGAGUAUGUAGGUCUCUUCCCCUGCCGAGGGGACUGCUAGAUAGCCUGGAGAUCUUUAGGCCGGCUACUCCCUUUUUGGCUUCCCUUUUAAGCUUUGAUUGAUGGCCACCAUGAUCCCCGUUUUCUCUAACACAGGCGGCCUCGGGGCGACGGCCGGGUGCCUGAUUGUGAGCGUGAUGAAGUUAGAAAUGACUCUGCUGUUUUCCAAACUUCUUGCUCUUCGGCAAACCAGCACUGUGUUGUCUGCUGUUGAUGAUUUUGUUAGUAGGGAAACGUCUUGCCUCCCGGGACAUCCACUCCUCUUCUGCACUCCUUCCUUUGCUUUUUCCCAAGUCUAAUCAUCAGUGAAAAUUAAGCAGGCAGUAUAGCAAUAGCAGCAAUCUUGGUAAUAAUAAUCGGCAGAGUCAUGAACCUGGGUGUGAUAGAGUACUGUCUUUAAUUUCAGGUUUUUUGUUUGGGUUUUUUGGGGGGAGCUUGGGGCAAAGAAACAACACCCAAAUGGAUUGGGUCCAUCCCCUUUAUUCCUUUUUUUUAUGCAUAUAAAUUGUGAUAAGAUUUUUCUCCUGUUCUUGCCCCUUUAUUCCUGUGGUUUAAACUGUAUAUCAGUGUAUUUUCUUCAAAAAAAAAAAAAUCUUUUUGGUAAUAUGUGCAAACCCUUUGUCCAGUAAUGGUUGGACAACUACUUACUUUGUUUUAUGACCCCUCUAGUAAGACAGUCUUGUAAAACAAUUGCCUGAGGUGCACUUUUGGGGUUUGCCUCUGUUUUAUUGAUUCAGUGGUAUAAGCAGGAAUAAAAUGACUUGUUUCUGUUGCACUUGAGUCUUAUGAAAAAAGGGCCCACAGUUUAGUGACAGUUUCCAAAGGCUUUUGUACCAUCUGUAUUAUAAAAUGGGGGACCCAAACUCCCGGAAGAAACAAGCUCUGAACAGACUUCGGGCUCAGCUUAAAAAGAAAAAAGAAUCUCUAGCUGACCAGUUUGAUUUCAAGAUGUAUAUUGCCUUUGUAUUCAAAGACAAGAGAAAAAAGUCAGCACUCUUUGAAGUGUCUGAAGUGAUACCAGUUAUGACCAAUAAUUAUGAAGAAAAUAUCCUGAAAGGUGUGCGAGAUUCCAGUUAUUCCUUGGAAAGUUCCAUUGAGCUUCUUCAAAAGGACAUUGUACAGUUACAUGCACCACGCUAUCAGUCUAUGCGCAGGGAUGUGAUUGGCUGUACGCAGGAGAUGGACUUCAUACUUUGGCCUCGGAAUGAUAUUGAGAAGAUAGUCUGUCUUCUGUUUUCUAGAUGGAAGGGAUCAGAUGAUGAGCCCUUUAGGCCUGUUCAGGCCAGGUUUGAAUUUCAUCAUGGUGACUAUGAAAAACAGUUUCUGCAUGUACUGAGCCGAAAGGACAAGACUGGAAUUGUUAUCAACAACCCUAACCAGUCAGUGUUUCUUUUCAUUGACAGACAGCACUUGCAGACUCCAAAAAACAAAGCAACAAUCUUCAAGUUAUGCAGCAUCUGCCUGUAUCUGCCACAGGAGCAACUCACCCACUGGGCGGUUGGUACUAUAGAGGAUCACCUCCGCCCAUACAUGCCAGAAUAGGGUUCUGGCCAGCAAAAUGGGGAAAAUCACAGAUUGCAGGAGUGUAGUUUCCACUUUCCUCGCCAUUUAUUCUUUCGGAAUAGAAGAAAAUGGACACAUGCUCAGAACACUAUCCAUCGUGAACCUUGAUCAUCCUGGAUUAUUUUCUGUUAUCAUUUGUAUCUCAGAACUUUUUUUUAAGAUGUUUUCUGCAUGGACUUUAUGAAAGAGAAUGCUCUGCAUAUUUCUGCAUUGCAUGAGCAUCUUACCAAAAUGUGAAAUGAAGGGACUGUUACACACUGAAAGAAAUGUUAUCUGAGAGCACAAAGCGAUCAUUUAUGGUGGUAUGUCCAUUUGUGCUGGUCAUGUCCCCUGUUUCAGUAUUCAUAGGGUGAAAAGUGAAUGUAAGGGUGUAAAAGCCUUCUAAGCGUUGCUUUUAACAUGAUUGUAUCAGAGCUGUGUCAGACUCAUUCUGAUGAUAAGUUCUCUGGCUUGCUACAGUAGAUGGCUUACUAUGGGAAAGAAAUCGUUUAAGGAAGAAAAGCAUCUCAUUCAUUGUAGGCAUUAAUUGCCUCUCAUAUUUUACUUGGCCAUGUUUGAGUUUACUAGCAUUCUCAUUUUUUGGAUCUCUUUCCCCAGUUUGCUGUAUAACUAAAUGUAGAGUGUUCUGUUAAGUUGAGUACAUUUUACAGACCUGGGGUCUGAAGUAGCCUAAAGCAGCUACAUUAAAAAUAGCAGCUGCAGAAACAAUGUUGGCAGAGGAUUGCUUUUUUCCCCCUGAGAGUUGACUUGUAAAAUGGCUGGUGAACUGAGUAGGAAAUACUGGUUUCCAAAACAUUUCUGACAUGGAAAACCCUCUGAGGUUCGGUGGGGUGGGGUGGGGUUGGGGGAGGAAUAAGAUCAAAAGCAUUUGUGGAUUUAAUUGUAAAAUAUUGUUUGGAGUGUCAAAGUUGGUUUUGACAGAACAUAUUUUGUUUAAGAUUGUGCAAUGAACAUAAGAAAGACUACUGUAUAGUUUUGGCAAAGAACACUUUGCUUAUGGGUUGAAUAAUUUUACUGAAGUAAAUCUGUAUAAGCCAACUCCCUUUGGGUAAAUCUAGUGCUUAUCUGUUUAAAAUUUGUAUUUAGCUUUUGUUUGGAAUUGGAACAAAUGAAAAUAAACAAAUUAGUUGAACAUUUA
Thamnophis sirtalis is the source of this 3492-nucleotide messenger RNA. It is a transcript of the gene CUNH6orf62, whose product is annotated as chromosome unknown C6orf62 homolog. The record is from RefSeq and is a predicted model, not a curated record. Lineage: Eukaryota; Metazoa; Chordata; Lepidosauria; Squamata; Natricidae.